CCGGAAGAGAGCGCUGCCAGGGUGAUGAUGUCACGGCGGGCACCGGCAGGCGCACUGUGGCGCUUCUGGUGCUGCGCUGUGCCGGCUCCGCAAGCAGGCAGAACCGGGACAGCCCGGGCGGUGCCGCAGCGGAGGGCCCACGCAUGCGCGGAGCGGCGUCGAGCACGUUGUGCGGCGCGGAGCGGCUGUUCGGCCCCUCUCGCGAGCAGUAACCGUCCCAACGGCGUGGCGCGCGCUGGGCUUCGCCAGGCGCCUGGCCACCAUGGGCCGCCGAGCGCGCGACCGCAGGCGGCAGCAGCAGCGCCAGGAGCGGGGAGGCGACGGCGGGGACCAAACGGGCUGGGCCGGCGGCUACCCCGAGAUCGUGAAGGAGAACGAGAUGUUCGAGCGGUACUACCGGGAGCUGGGCAUCGUGCCGGCCGGCGAGUGGGACGCCUUCAUGGAGGCGCUGCGGGAGCCGCUGCCCGCCACGCUGCGCAUCACCGGCUACAAGAGCCAUGCUAACGAGAUUCUCCAUUGCUUGAAGAACAAGUAUUUCAAAGAGCUGCAGGACCUAGAGGUAGAUGGCCAAAAAAUUGAAAUACCACAGUCGCUAAGCUGGUAUCCGGAAGAGUUAGCCUGGCACACUAACCUGAGUAGAAAAAUCUUACGCAAAUCACCAGAACUGGAAAAGUUUCAUCAGUUUCUGGUUAGCGAGACAGAAUGUGGAAAUAUCAGUCGUCAAGAAGCUGUUAGUAUGAUCCCACCUCUGCUGCUUAAUGUUAACCCUCAUCAUAAGAUUCUGGAUAUGUGUGCUGCACCUGGAUCUAAGACUGCACAACUUAUUGAAAUGUUACAUGCAGACAUGAAUGUUCCUUUUCCCAAGGGUUUUGUAAUUGCUAAUGAUGUUGACAACAAGCGUUGCUAUUUGCUGGUUCAUCAAGCUAAGAGGUUAAACAGUCCCUGUAUCAUGGUGGUAAAUCAUGAUGCCUCAAGCAUCCCUAAUCUACAAAUAGACAUUGAUGGAAGAAAAGAGGUCCUCUUCUAUGACAGGAUUUUGUGUGAUGUCCCCUGCAGUGGAGAUGGAACCAUGAGGAAAAAUAUUGAUGUAUGGAAGAAGUGGACUACACAAAAUAGUUUGCAGCUCCAUGGAUUGCAGUUAAGAAUUGCAACCCGUGGUGUGGAACAACUUGCAGAAGGUGGGAGAAUGGUAUAUUCUACAUGUUCACUGAAUCCUAUUGAAAAUGAAGCCGUGAUUGCAUCUCUGCUGGAGAAGAGUCAAGGUGCCUUAGAACUUGCUGAUGUCUCUUCUGCGUUGCCAGGUUUGAAGAGGAUGCCAGGAAUUACGAAAUGGAAGGUAAUGCUGAAAGAUGGGCAGUGGUUUGAAGAGUGGAAAGAUGUACCUUCUAAUAGACAAACACAAAUACGUCCCACUAUGUUUCCUAUAAAAGAAGAAGAGAAGCUAAAGGCAAUGAAUCUGGAGCGUUGUCUUAGGAUAUUGCCUCAUCACCAGAACACAGGAGGCUUCUUUGUGGCUGUAUUAAUAAAAAAAUCUCCAAUGCCAUGGAAUAAACGCCAGCCUAAGGUUAAUCAGAAAUUACCACAAAGAACAGGAGAUACUGUAGAGACAGCAGCUAAUUCAGAUGAUGGUUCUGAUGACAUCACUGAAGAACCAAUACUUGCGGAAAAUGAAGAGUCUAAGAAAAUGCAAAAAUUGCAGAAUUCAGACACUGAGCAAAACAAAAAGGAAGGCGUGUGUGGACCACCACCAUCUAAAAAAAUGAAGUUGUUUGGUUUUAAAGAAGACCCAUUUGUGUUUCUCCCUGAAGAUGAUCCAUUGUUCCUUCCUAUCCAGAAGUUUUAUGCGUUGGACCCUUCAUUUCCCAAGAUGAAUUUACUAACUCGAACUCAAGAAGGGAAGAAGAGACAGCUGUACAUGGUUUCUAAGGAGAUAAGGAAUGUGCUUCUGAACAACAGUGAGAAGAUGAAGGUUAUUAACACAGGGAUAAAAGUCUGGUCUCGUAACAGUGAUGGUGAGCAGUUUGGAUGUGCCUUCAGAUUAGCACAGGAGGGAAUAUAUACUCUAUACCCAUUCAUUCAUGCAAGGAUUAUAAAUGUCUGUAUAGAAGAUGUUAAAAUUCUGCUAACCCAGGAGAAUCCAUUCUUAAGUAAAUUUAGCAGUGAAACACAGAAGAAAGUCAAAGAUAUGGCAAUGGGAAGUAUAGUACUGAAAUAUGACCCUGACCCUGAAAAACCUGAUACUCUUCAGUGUCCCAUAGUGCUGUGUGGUUGGCAAGGAAAGACAUCACUCCGUGCCUUUGUGCCCAAGAAUGAGAGACUUCAUUACCUGAGGAUGAUGGGAGUUGAGGUGUUUAAAGCAAAGAGGAAAGAGGAGGAAUCAGAAAGUAAAACGGAGGAAGAAGUUCAGUACAAGCAAGCACAACCAGAAGAAGGAAUGGAUAUGGAAGAUAAAGAACGUGGUUUAGUCACAAAAAUGGAAGCAGAAACAGGUGAAGAACCUUCCCACACUCCUGUGGAAAGCAGUGCUAUGGAAGUAGAAAAUAAAACUGAGGAUUUAGAUCAACUUAGUAAAAAUGCCAACAAUCAUGUAAGCUAGGAAAGCGAAGACUGAUAUAAGUAGCGUGGAUGAUUAAGUUUCUGUCACUUAACAGCUUCCAUGAGGCUCACAUCCAGACUUUUGCCUUUAGCUGGGAAGUUCAUUUUAAAGUUUCAGUUGGAAUAUGAGGCUCUCUUUUUAAAAAACGUUUCACCUAUUUUAUUUUUUAAAAGAAAACUAUGAAGAGAUUUCUCUUCAUGUCUGUCUCGUUUUUACCAUUUUCAGCUCUGUACUACCGGUGGGCUUUUGUGUCUGUUGCUGGCAAUGGACCAUGCACCAGUAAAAUCUGAAGCCUAUCUUGGAAAUGGAAUAAUGAUACCUACAAAUAAAUUGCCUGUCAUACUGUUCUGAAUCUUGUGAAGAAUCUUUUCAGAAUAAAAAACUGGGGUUUCAUUCAAAAAGUACAA
Dromaius novaehollandiae (emu) is the source of this 3003-nucleotide messenger RNA. RefSeq names its product NOP2/Sun RNA methyltransferase 2 (gene NSUN2). The record is from RefSeq and is a predicted model, not a curated record. Gene Ontology annotation, biological process: tRNA methylation. Bases 263 to 2596 code for a protein of 777 amino acids. Gene Ontology annotation, molecular function: tRNA binding; tRNA (cytidine-N5)-methyltransferase activity. Gene Ontology annotation, cellular component: cytoplasm; nucleus. Lineage: Eukaryota; Metazoa; Chordata; Aves; Casuariiformes; Dromaiidae. The transcript is spliced from 19 exons.